AUGUCAAACCCAAACUCCAUCCAGUACCUUAGCGAUCGAGUAAAAGACUCCUCUCAACAAGCGAACCAAUCUCCAUUGCCUGGUCAACAAACCAGCCAAAUCCCUCUCCCCAACUCCUCCACCCCCAAGUCCGUAGCCCAUCCAUUAAACAAAGAGAAUAGACCGACAGGCAGUCUCAACCCCGCACCCAAAGGGAAAGAAACUACGUCUACCAAGGCGGGAGAACCGGAUCCAGCUCUCCAGAGCUCGGUAACCAAGGCAACGCUAAAGAACCCUAUAGCAGAGAUUGUAGACGAAGGCAACGAGACCCUGCCUCAAUCCAGAUCAACGAACGCCAGGGCCAAAGAGAUACUCCUGGCCAAAGCCGUGAAAGCCCAAGAGGACGGCGACGACGCAAAGGCAGAUCGAUUCUUUGCGAUGUUCGACACGCUGUCGAAAGAGUCCCCCCAACCCGCGAACGAGAAGACGACCCCUCCUACAACCCAAACCAUCUCAGGCCCAUCUCCCACCAAUAGGAAAAGACCGAUUGAGUCAGAAGGCACCACCCAGGUCCGCGGCAUCAAGUUCAUCUGGGCGAACACUAACUCGCACGAUGACGGAGGUUUCACACCUUAUUUCCACAAGAACCUGCUUGAGCUGAAGGGGCCAAUCCCCCUAACAAUUUUCAACAAAACUUGGCAAGAGGAAGCCUUGUCCCACCACUCGAAAAACAGACCCAAAUCUGAAGAGUCCUCGGCCGAAAAGAACCUCCGCUACCACGGCCUAGCCGUCCCGGAUGAAUGGCUCCAAUCCUUUUCCGAUUGGACGCUCAAUCAUCAAUGCUUUUACGAGACGAUCCGCGAUAGAUACAACUACCCGGUCCUCGCCGAGUGGAUCCUCCUACAUAAAGCCAACUGCGACCGACUGCAGAAGAAGCAUGGUUUCAUGGUGGCCCUACGCUAUGACAUUAGGAUCAGGAACAACGCCUUCGCUUUCCGCGUUGAGAAGGACGGAGAAGAAUCAUUCUCGAAUAUAUCCCUUUUCAAACCAGAGACGGCAGACGACGCUCACUCCGAAUCCAGAAACUUCAACGAACUCGGAGUAAGGGAUAACCCAUACGCACUCGGCGGCCCCCGAUACGGAUGGGACCCGCACACGGGCCAAAAGCGAACGAAGACCGCAACAUCGGCCACGCCGAACAACAACUCCAACAACGGUAAAGCCCCCCUUGCCGGGACCUCCCAAUCGCUGCCCCAAACCCCAACAAACUCCCUUCCCCCAAAGCCAGAUCAGAAUAGACCACCUAGAGCCUCAGGAUACAAGGGCAGGAAUUACAAUCCCAACCAUGGAUCAGCUACCAGACGACGCGGCAACGAGGAAGUAAGGGCCCACACAGAGCCCCAGUCGUUACCGUUAGUCUUUAGCGACCCCCACCACGCGGAACCCGCUAAAGAGGGCACUCCAGAUUGGCCUGAUGCCAUAAGAUGUGAGAUGAACGUUAGAGAGUGGGAACGAGCGCUCGAGAAAGCAGGCCUCGCCCAAGAGUUUUCGGACGUGAUACGGGGUUUCAAAGAAGGUUUCGACCAAGGGAUCCCGAACCACAACUUAGGUCCAGCGACCCCAUACUUCACCCCUCCCAAUCACCAAUCCGCACUAUUGGCCCAAGACAAAAUAGAACAGUCUAUGAAGAAAGAGGUAGAAGCGGGCAGAAUGUUCGGCCCGUACACUCAUGAACAACUGAUGAGAAAGUUUAGCUUCUUCCGGACAAAUCCACUAGGCGCAGCGGUGAACGGAGACGGAUCGAUCAGACCGAUCAACGACCUCUCCUUCCCGAGGAACGACCCUCUAACCCCCUCAGUCAACUCCUUCGUCGACAAACUAGACUACGCCACCACUUGGGACGACUUCGAGAACGUCUCUAAAUUCUUUAGGAGGCAAACUGGCCCCCUCCUCCUAGCCCUUUUCGAUUGGGAGAAAGCUUAUCGACAGAUCCCAACGGCGAAAUCUCAAUGGGCCUACCUGAUGGUCAGAGACUUCAAUGGCGGGAUCCUCAUCGACACCCGGAUCGCCUUCGGAGGCGUAGCAGGAUGCGGCUCCUUUGGAAGGCCCGCGGAUGCCUGGAAGCAACUAAUGCUCCACGAGUUCGACCUAGUCACCGUCUUCCGCUGGGUAGACGAUAACCUAUUUGUCAAACACCCUGACUCUAACGUAGAAAUGGACCACAUCGUGGCCAGAUCAGAAAGCCUCGGGGUCAAAACAAACUCAACGAAGUACUCGCCUUUCAAGGAAGAACAAAAGUAUAUCGGUUUCAUCUGGAACGCUACCAGGAAGUCAGUACGCCUGCCCGACGACAAGAAGUACCAGCGGGUACAACAGGUAAAGGAGUUCCUCCAAAUCGGAUCCGAGUUCUCCUUCAAACAGGUCGAAGUGAUGGCAGGGAGGCUGAACCACGUCUCGUACCUCCUCCCACAACUCCGAUGCUACCUGAAUAGUCUAUACCGAUGGAUGAACGCAUGGGUAUAUAGAUCCAAAGACCUACCCUUACCACCCAGCGCAAGGGUCGACCUACAGGAGUGGCUGACCACUCUCCUCUCAUUCAAAGAGACUCGAAUGAUACGAGACCCAGAUCCGAUUGAAAUCGGGUGGAUGGGUGAUGCGUCGACUAGCUACGGCAUCGGAAUAACCAUAGGCCGCCGCUGGGCCCAAUUUCAACUCACCAAAGACUGGGACAGAGGUCCCGAACCAAAACGGGAUAUCGCAUGGCUUGAAACGGUCGCAAUAAGGCUCGGCCUGAUAGCCCUAGCCCAACUCAGCGUGAAACGCGGGAAAACCAUUAUCGUGUGGACCGAUAAUACUACAACCGAAAGCGCCAUCCUGAAACGGAAGUCAAAACACCAAGCAGUGAACGAUGAAUGGAAGAUCAUACAAAGGCUACUGGUCGAGAUGGAACUAGACAUAGUUUCAAGGAGGGUUUCAUCGGGCGACAACGUCGCAGAUGCACUAUCUAGAGGCGAUAGAAGGGGAAGAGACCCACAACUCCAAAUCCCUAUCACCGUCCCUCUAGACCUGGAACAUAGAAUGUUCCAAUCUAGAGAUACACCCAUGAUGUUAGAUUUAAAAAGGGUCUCAGCCAUAACAAGCAACGGCUCCGAGCCCCGAGAACCCACCGCCCAAGAGAGACACUACCUCCUGGGCUACAGGUGGAACACCCUGCUCAGUUAUAACGCCGCGAUUAAGAAGUAUCAGAACUUCGCCCGGGAUACCGGCAAGCCGACUUUCCGACUACCCCUGACGGCCCAAGAUAUCUACGACUUCUGCUGCUGGGCAGGCAGGACCGCCGAAUCCUCAACAACCCACGAAAUCUCGGCGAACACACUCAGCAAGUACCUCGCCGGGCUACAAAUGUGGCACGUGUACCACAACGCAGUGUACCCUACAGACUCCAAGACGAAAGUGGCAACCUUCCUCAAGUCUUCGGCUUACAUCGACGCGGAAACGGAGAAAAAACCUAAGAAGAAACCGGUCACCAUCAAAAACUUGGUGAAGCUGACUGAAUUACUCAUCGACGGCGACCCCUUCCAAAAGGCGCUACUGGAUUUGAGCGUGGUCGCAUUCUGGGGAAUGGCCCGCUUGGCUGAGCUCACCUACAACGAGGGAAGCGGGCCCCUCAGAAGAACGGCCUCACUACUGACCACAGACGUGGAACUCGUCUACAAGGAAAGGGAGAACCUUGCAAAGCUCACCAUCCGUGGCGCGAAGACGGCCGAUCCUGGCCAAUCCCAAAUCAUCUACCUCAAGGAGCUCCCACACAUGCUCUGCCCAGUCCUCGCAGUCAAAAGAAGGUUGGCCGAGGCCGACGGAGCCGAAACUUCCUUGUUCGGAUACACCGACCACCAAGGUGAAAGGGUCCACCUCACCAAGCCUCAAACCACCCGUGCUCUUUCCAAGAUUUGGGGAGCCUGCGGUUUUGAGGGCGUAUCUGGCCACUCCUUCCGAGUCGGAGGAGCAUCAAUCCAAGUAGCUCUAGGUGUUCCGAUCAGCGAAAUCCGCAUCAGAGGCCGUUGGGCCUCAGAUGCCUACAAACUCUACCUUCGCGACUUCACUAAGGAAGAGAUGAGUAAAACUAAUGAUCUCUUAGCUAGACUAGAAGAAUGUUGGAUGCAUGUACCUAAUCCUUUAGUGUAA
Molecule: messenger RNA, 4164 nt
Organism: Puccinia graminis f. sp. tritici CRL 75-36-700-3
Lineage: Eukaryota; Fungi; Basidiomycota; Pucciniomycetes; Pucciniales; Pucciniaceae
Exons: 4
Coding region: 1-4164 (1387 amino acids)
Biological process (GO): DNA integration; DNA recombination
Molecular function (GO): DNA binding
Source: RefSeq, a predicted model, not a curated record